This is a messenger RNA of Calliphora vicina (urban bluebottle blowfly), 3039 nucleotides long. RefSeq names its product Glutamate receptor IIC (gene GluRIIC). The coding region runs from base 168 to 2981 and encodes 937 amino acids. Gene Ontology annotation, biological process: modulation of chemical synaptic transmission; monoatomic ion transport; synaptic transmission, glutamatergic. The record is from RefSeq and is a predicted model, not a curated record. The transcript has 12 exons. Gene Ontology annotation, molecular function: glutamate receptor activity; transmitter-gated monoatomic ion channel activity involved in regulation of postsynaptic membrane potential. Lineage: Eukaryota; Metazoa; Arthropoda; Insecta; Diptera; Calliphoridae. Gene Ontology annotation, cellular component: plasma membrane; postsynaptic density membrane.
CUCACAGAGGGUGGUUGGCGGUGGUACUUUAAGCAGACGACGAAAAUCAUACAAGUGUCUACAAAAGCUAAAAAUAAAAACUGUUUUAAGUGAAAUGUUUCAAGAAAAUAUUUAAACGAAGUAAAAAAAUAUAAAAUAUAUGAAAAUAUAAAUAAAAUGAGAACAAUAUGAAAAUCAUAUGGUGUUUAUUUUGGUUAAUAAUUGCAAAUUGUUUGGGAAAUUCCCAACAAUAUUCACAAGUGAAUAUAGGUGCUUUAUUUUUUGAAGAUGAAUUGGAUAUACAGAAUACAUUUGAGGCCACUGUUGAACGUAUUAACAGUGAAAAUGAGGGGAUUUUUAAACUUAUGCCUAUAAUAAAAAAAUUAAGUCCAGCUGAUGGCAGCAUAAUUUUGGAAAGAGAAGCUUGUGAUUUAAUAGAUAAUGGUGUCGCUGCUAUUUUUGGACCAAGUUCAAAGGCAGACAGUGACAUUGUUUCUCUCAUUUGCAAUAGCACCGGCAUACCACACAUUAUAUUUGAUGCUCUUAGCGAAGAGCAACAACUGCAAAAACAAAAUCAUCAAUUAACGCUAAACGUUUAUCCCGCUCAAUUGAUCUUAUCGAAAGCUUAUGCAGAUAUAGUGCAGAACUUUGGUUGGAGAAAGUAUACUGUGGUCUACGAUGAGGAGGAUGUUAGUGCACCCACUCGCCUACAAGAUCUCUUGCAGUUAAGAGAUCUCCACAAUGAUAUUGUACGUGUGCGUAAAUUUAAGCGCAAUGAAGAUUAUCGCAUUAUGUGGAAGAGUAUUAAGGGUGAGAGGCGUAUUAUUUUGGAUUGUGCUCCUGAUAUUCUGGUGGAUGUGUUAAAUGCUUCCAUACCUUUUAAUUUGACUGGGCCAUAUAAUAAUUUGUUUUUAACAAAUUUAGAAACUCAUAGCGGAAAUUUGGUGGAUUUAAAAGAUAAUGUCACUUUUGCAGUUAAUCUUACGGCAGCUCGUUUGGGAAUGAAUGGAAAUAUUUAUGAACUCGAGGACUGGGAGCGAGCUUUAUUAUAUCAAAGUGAUAAUAUUAACAACAGCGUUCCCAUAAGAACUUUAUUACCUGAUCUCAUUUAUGAUGCUGUAACGUUGUACGGUUUAGCUCUCCGAAAUAUAAGUACAAUGUAUCAAAUUAAUCCUCCAAGAGUAAGAUGUGAAUACGAUGACUACAGCAGAGGACAAUCUUGGACUAUGGGACGUUAUAUCAACAGAGUAAUGAAAAUGAUUGCACCCUUAAACGAUGAGCAUUUCCGCUCCAGCCUUAUGCAAUUUGAUGAGGAUGGACAGCGAAUUAAUUUUAACAUAGAAAUCUAUGAACCAUUAGAUAAUUAUGGUGUGGCAUUUUGGGAUACCAAGGGUCAAAUUACGCCACAACAUGUAAUGGCUAAAGUGGCCAAAAAGAUUAUAUAUCAGGUGGCUACACGUAUAGGAGAACCAUAUUUUAUGGAGAAUCAAACUGCCGUAGAGGCAAAUAUAACAGGCAAUGCUCGUUAUAUGGGCUAUGCUGUGGACUUGAUUGGUGCUCUAGCAAAGGAGAAUAGCUUCGAGUAUGUGUUUGUACCGGUGGCCGAUAAUGCGUAUGGAAAAUAUGACAAGGAAACCAAACAGUGGAAUGGAAUUAUAGGAGAACUGAUCAAUAAUGAUGCUCAUAUGGGUAUCUGUGAUUUAACUAUUACUCAGGCUCGCAAAACAGUAGUGGAUUUUACCGUACCCUUUAUGCAAUUGGGCAUUAGUAUAUUGACCUACCAAAAACCGGUAGAACAAAAGGAAUGGAGUGCUUUCUUGGAACCGUUUACAAAAGACGUAUGGAUCUAUGUCAUGAUUUCGGUAUUCAUUAUAGCAUUUUUGUUUAUAUUUAUGGCACGCAUUUCCAAAGAUGAAUGGGAAAAUCCUCAUCCUUGUAACCAAGAUCCCGAUGCUUUGGAAAAUAAAUGGAACAUAUUGAAUAGUUUUUGGUUAACAAUUGGCUCUAUAAUGACAGCUGGUAGUGAUAUUUUACCACGUAGUGCACCCAUGCGUACAUUCAAUGCCAUGUGGUGGAUUUUUGCUGUCAUUAUCACCAAUUCGUAUACGGCCAAUUUGGCUGCUUUUUUGACCAACAGUAAAAUGGAAAGUUCCAUAACGGGUAUAGAAGAUUUGGCUGGACAAACUGCUAUUAAGUUUGGCACGGUUGAGGGCGGCAGUACUUACACUUUAUUUUCGGAAUCUAAUGAAACCACUUAUCGCUUGGCCUACAAUAUGAUGCAACACUAUGAUCCCUCGGCCUAUACUAAAGAUAACAUAGAGGGUGUGGAAAGAGUAUUGAAAAAUAAUGGCUCCUACAUGUUUUUAAUGGAAACUACCAGUCUGGAAUAUAAUACAGAACGUAAUUGUAAAUUGAAAAUGUUGGGAGAGAAAUUUGGCGAAAAACAUUACGCCAUAGCGGUACCCUUUGGUGCUGAAUAUCGUUCCAAUUUGAGUGUGGCCAUACUUAGGCUGGGCGAACGCGGCGAACUAUUUAAAUUGAAAAAUAAAUGGUGGAAGAAUCACAACAACACAUGCGAUGCAGAAGUCAAAGAUGAUUCGGAAACACCUGACAUGACAUUUUCCGAAGUACGUGGCAUAUUCUAUACACUGUGUGUAGGUGUUUUCAUUGCCUAUGUAGCGGGUAUUGUAGAGUUCUUACUCUAUACUCACAAAGUUGCUAUGGAAGAUAAAAUGAGUUUUAAGGAAGCUUUCAUCAAAGAAAUCAAGUUCGUCUUGUGCGUCUGGAACAAUAAGAAACCAAUUAAUGUGACUCCCACAAACAGUACACGAUCUUCGUCCCGUAUGUCUGGCAAUACUAUAAAAUCGGGUAAAUCAGGCAAAUCAUCAAAGUCUCUUAAAUCGAACUCAAGAAAAAAUUCACCACCUGCCGAGAUGUUGGAGCGUAAAAGUAUGAAAAGUUUAAAGAGUGCAAUUGUCAAUCUGGUGGAGGCUAAAAUGUGAAAAACAAAUUAUGGUAUAUAUUUAUUUGUAAUUUUAAAAUCAAUUUAUUUGAAGAAGU